Messenger RNA from Salvia miltiorrhiza (redroot sage), 627 nucleotides. RefSeq lists its product as uncharacterized. Lineage: Eukaryota; Viridiplantae; Streptophyta; Magnoliopsida; Lamiales; Lamiaceae. Bases 1 to 627 code for a protein of 208 amino acids. The record is from RefSeq and is a predicted model, not a curated record. The transcript has a single exon.
AUGUCUUCAUCUACAUCAAGUGGCGCCGACGAGGAACACAUCCAAAAAUUCGACCAAGUCCUUCAACAAUUUUAUCAAAUUGUUGAAGCUAUUGAUGAACCGGAGCCGGAUCAACCACGCCCUCGAAGAAGGCCGAUCAAGAAAGCGUACAUUCGUCGGGACCGUGAAGCCGGAGCUUUACGAUUGUACGAGGAUUAUUUUGCAGAAAAUCCGGUCUACACCGAUGCUAUUUUCCGGAGUCGAUUUCGUAUGUGUCGUCCUUUAUUUUUGCGUAUCGUCGACAAGGUGCAAUCAGAUCCAUACUUCCAACAACAAGAGGAUGCUACAGGGAGACCCGGCUUCACACCAUUGCAGAAAUGCACGAUUGCUAUUCGUAUGCUAGCAAAUGGUGGAGCAGCUGACCAGUACGACGAGUACCUACGGAUUGCGGAGUCUACUUCGUUGGAUUGCAUGCGCCGCUUCUGUGCGGUGGUCAUCCAACGCUUCGGCACGGAGUACUUGAGGAGACCAACCCCUGCCGACUACCAAAGGCUCAUGGCAAUGCACGAGGCGAAACACGGCUUCCCGGGAAUGCUUGGAAGUCUUGAUUGCAUGCACUGGGCCUGGAAAAAUUGUCCAGUGGCAUAG